Messenger RNA from Sebastes umbrosus (honeycomb rockfish), 3401 nucleotides. RefSeq names its product ankyrin repeat domain-containing protein SOWAHB. The record is from RefSeq and is a predicted model, not a curated record. The transcript is spliced from 14 exons. Bases 201 to 1355 code for a protein of 384 amino acids. Lineage: Eukaryota; Metazoa; Chordata; Actinopteri; Perciformes; Sebastidae. Gene Ontology annotation, molecular function: protein binding.
GAGGAGGCGCAGCAGCAGCAGCUCGUCUGGGUGGAGUGAAGUUUAGAUAUGUUACUACAACAAAUUAGCCAGGAGGACUAGUGCACUAUGGCUGAGUGAGAAAAAAUAGCCUCCAAAAGAGAAUUAAAAGCGUCUUUUAACCAGAAAGUCCUCCAGGUCGCUGCAGAGACGUUAUAUAUAUAUAAACACAGAGCUGAGAGAUGAGUGAUGUAAGUGAAGAGUCGCUGCUGGAUUAUUUCUACUGCACCGGAGGAGGCAGCUCAGGCAGAGUCAGAAAUGCAGAUAUACUGAGGACAUUUAAGCCCUUUAUUGGCCACAGUGACUUGCAGUUACGUGCUAAAUACAGAGAGGAAUUCAAGCUCAUCAUUGACCGAAUCGCUGUGGUGAAGUCAGAGAAUGGUGAGAAGUAUCUUGUCCUAAAGAAGAAAUACAGGCAAAUGCUGCAUGAUCGAGACACCAAACAUCACGGGACAGACGGGGAUGGACAGAGACGGUCAAGCCCGGCCAGAGCUCCGGCCACGGUACAGUGGGACGCGACGGACGCCUCGACUUCUUCUCCUCACCGGAAGGAACAACAGGAUGAGCCGAUGUCAUGUGGAGAGCCCGACGGUGCUGCAGAGGACCAGCAGACAGGAACAGCCAUCACGCAGCACGCUCUGCUGCAACUUCCUGUUAUCCAAACCCAGGAACCCUCGGCACAAAGCAACGGGGACGAUGAGCUGGACAAAGAUUCGGGGUCAAAGUCCGAGUCGGAGCAAGACGAGGAGAGUACGGGCAGCAUGGGCUCCGCUGCUGUCGCUCUGGAUCCUAUAGAAAAGGAGUGGAUCUACUCCGCUGCAGGUGCCCGAGUCCCAGACCUCUCUCAGCUGCUCAGACAGGACCCCUCGCUGGCAAACAAGAAGGACUUCACCUCAGGGUUUACAGCUCUGCACUGGGCCGCUAAACAUGGCAACAAGGACAUGGCCACUCUGGUGGCUAAUGCAGGUGCUGAUGUCAACACCAAAUCACAUGGGGGAUAUACGCCUUUACACAUCGCAGCGUUACAUGGUCAUCAGCACAUUCUAGACCUGCUCAUAGCGACAUACGGGGCCAAAGAAAACUUAAGGGACUACAGCGGCCGUCUUGCCUUCCAUUAUCUGAACAUCAAAGAACCAGAGGGUCCAGAGGAAGACAGCGAGCUGCAGUUUCAAGUCACUCAGGCCAGAGAACGGAACCGGAACAGGAAGUUGGCAUCGUUGUUUCACCCCAAAAAGAAGUGGGGCUCAGCAGAGGAUCUGGCUCCGAUAGAGGAGGAGAGGACGGCGUCAAAUCAGCUCGCCCCUCCUGCAUUCAGACCCAGGAAAUUCUCCCGUUGAGAAAAACAGACACCAGGGACGAUUUCUGACUCUGCUAGCCCUCCUACACAUCCACUUAGCCCUUACAUGCAAUUCACUUGAUGUAAACCUGUAUAUACAAUGGAAGUGUUAAUAUGUGUAUAUUUGUUAUGUACACAUACCGACACUUAAACCAUUCAUAACUAGCCUUACAGACACGAUCACACCUAACAGCUCACCCCAGUACUUCACACAGAUGCUUUAACUUUGAAAAGGAGGUGAUGCAGAUGAAGCUAUACUUAUAUAUGUAUUAUUAAUAUUUAUGCUUACCAUAAAAGUAUUUCUUGAAGCCUUUGAAUUUCAAUGAAUGUUGCUAAAUGUUACGUAUGCCUUACAAUUUCAAGUGAGCUCAGGCCACAUGGAUUCUUUAAGCUCGUCAUCACCUUUGUUUGCGUUAAAGACGACAAGUGGACUGUAAAAGCGUCCAGAAGAUCCAGAUUCACCUUCCCACUCAGUGACAGGUUAAAGGAUAAGGCUAAAUAUAGGGCAGCAACUACCAAUUAUUUUCAUUGUCGACUAAUCUGUUGAUUAUUUUAUCGAUUAAUUGAUUAGUUGUUUGGUCUAUAAAAUCAGAGAAUCAGAGAAUUUGGACUGAAAAAAAAUUACUCAGACCAAUUAAUCGAUUAUCAAAAAAAGUUGGCAAUUAAUCGAUUAUUGUUACAGCUCUAGCUAAAUAUAUUCCAUAUUAAAAUAACUAUACUUAUCCUUUAAAAAGGAGUGCACCGAUGGCUUGUACAUUUUGGCUUAUUAAAAAUAAUUUGUUCUUAACGCUAUGCUGAAGCUUACAAAAGUCCAGUAUUGGUACAACUCGGUUCACCAUUAAUAACUAAAAAAGAUAAAACAUUGAAUUUUAGAUGGUGUACCCUAACCUUUGCAUUUAACCUUAAUAUAUUAAUGGAAUAAUCUCUUUCAUUACUUAUUCCAUUUGAUCCUUUAAUACAGUUAAUCUGCAAGGGAAAUAAAAAAAAAAACUUUGGUAAGGAAGAAUUACAAGACCAUCCCCUGCGCUCCCAAAAAAUGUCAUGUGAACCUUCCACCAGCAAUAAGAAAAAAAUACAUAACCCUCCCCCUUUUCUGACCCACCCCUAGUAGCUUGGGAAUGCCCAAAGUUAUAUUUCUCCGAUAUAAGCUAAAGUCCAUGAAUGCACCGGCAACGAACCCAGCUCGAAUAUUUAUGAGACAAUAACAUAACUUUGUCAGAUAAAUUGAUAAAUCAACAAAUAAUAGACCAGUCGAUCAAUCAAAUGUUACAUGUUGCGAUUCAUUUGCCAUUUCACGCUAGAUUCAGUUUCAAGCUAAUUUUCAAACUGAAGACAGUGGCUUCUAGGAAUGAAGCAAAUUAGUCUAAAAAGUUACACUAUGCUGCAAAACGUUUGGCAGUUGUGUAAAGUGUUUGCAAUUUUUAGUUGAUGGACUUAACGUACAUAUCCAUCAGUGUGUUACUUUAAAUCUGAGCCAAUGAGACAUUCUAGUGUACCAGAAGGAGAAUUUGUAUAUUUUUCAUUACUAAUGCUAACGCUAAUACCAUUCACAGUUUGGAUUCAAUGCCAGUUAGAGGGACUCUACGUCGGUUACAUCCCUGCUGGUUGGUAUCAGGCUAUAAUGGCUGUUUUUCUGACACUUUGUCUCUUCUUGCCAUUUGUUGCCACGAUUCAAGACGAGACACAGAUAAUCUGACUGAUUAUCUGAUAAAUGUGUGUCAAAGUGGUGAUUUAUCAGAUUGUUCUUUAAUUUGUCCACCUCUUGUGUUUUAAAGUGCUACGUUAACUUUUGCAAAAGAAAUUUGCACUAUUACAUUGUGAAUCUGAAUUGUUCUGUCCAUUGGUUGAAAAGGGCUUUUGCAUUGCUUCAGACAUCAUUUUCAUUUGUUGUAAAGGAUGCUCAUUGUAACUAUUUGUCUAUAAUUUGGUGCCAUUGUAAAAGUGAGUGAAGUUUUUUCAAGAUAAUUGUAAACUGCCUCCAUUACAUCUUUUGCACAAUAUUUAUAUAAUGAAGAUAUUUUGGUAUUAAACGGUAUUUUAUAUCAAA